AUGUUUCAACGUCUACUAUUACAGCCUCAACGUUUAUCCUAUUCAUCAAUAUUUUAUCGUCGAUUUCUAACUGAUGUCAAUUUAGUGAAAAAUCUUUCCUCACCAACAAAAGAUUAUGAUGCUCUAGUGAUUGUAGCUACAGAAUUAGAUCAAAUCAAAGACCAUGUUCAUAGUUCAGUAACAAAAGAUCUUCAAACAUUUACUGAAUUAAACAAAAACUUUGAUAAAGAACCUACACUAUUGAUUAAUGAUAAUGUUCCAGGCAAACGACUUAUUUAUUCACCAACAGGCAAGUUCAAUCGAGAUUAUGAUGAUGUACGUCGUUUUACGGAUGCAGCAUCAUCAGGAAUGAAAAAAGCAUUAUCACUCGGUGCUAAAGCACCUCUCAUAGCAAGUUUUGGUUCAAAACUAUAUCAACAAGCACAUUUAGUAUCCUUACUAUCUGCACUUGAAACAACUUAUGUGCCAUUACAAGUUCGAGAACAUAAACCUGACAAAAAGACUAAAGUUGAACGAUUAGGUGUUUUCAUUGGUCCAACAUCGUUCGAUAGUAGUUAUAGUGAAAAAUUAGUAAACUAUGUUCGAGCUGUUGAAAUGGGACGUUUUGUUGCAAGAGAUAUUGGCGGAGCAGAUCCUGAACGUAUGGCGCCACCACGUGCUGCUGAAUAUGUACAAAAUCUAUUUAAUGAAUCUUCUGGCAUCAAAAUGAAUAUAAUAAAAGAUAAGGAAGAAUUUGAAAAAAAUUUUCCUCUAUUUGCUGCUGUUAACCGAGCAUCAAUCAAUGUUGAGCGCCAUCAGGGUCGAUUAAUUUUUCUUGAAUAUCAAGGCCAAGGUGAUAUUAAUUCAACUCUCCUAGUUGUUGGCAAAGGCGUUACUUAUGAUACAGGUGGUCUUGACAUAAAAACUGGUGGAAAUAUGGUAAGCAUGUCUUAUGAUAAAUGUGGUGCUGCAGAUGUAGCUGGCUUUUUUAAAAUUCUUUCCGAAUUAAAACCAAAACAAUUCAAAGCUAUUGGCGUUAUGGCUUUGACUCGUAAUAAUUGUGGCGAAGAAAGUUAUGCAACAGAUGAAAUUUUAAAAUCAAGAGCUGGUGUAAGUAUUCGUGUUGGAAAUACAGAUGCAGAAGGUCGAUUAGUUAUGGCUGAUUCAUUGUGUUACAUGAAAGAGUUAGCUCUCAAAGAAAUUAAUCCACAAUUGUUUACUAUAGCGACACUAACUGGACAUGCUGCUCGAACAUAUGGAGAUAAAUAUACGGCAGUGAUGGAUAAUGGGCCAGCACGAGACAAUAAGAUAGCUCAAAAACUGCAAGAGAUUGGUGAAGAAGUUGGUGAUCCAUUUGAAGUUUCCACUGUUCGACGAGAAGAUUAUGAUUUUAUUAAAGAUAAAAGUGAAGUAGCUGAUAUAUUACAAUGUAAUUCAAAAUCAAGUAAAGCUACAUCUCGUGGUCAUCAAUAUCCUGCUGCAUUUUUGACUCGAGCAUCUGGUCUUGAUAAACAUGGCCGUGAUUCAGAGAAACCAUUGAGUUAUACGCAUCUUGAUAUUGCUGGCAGUGCUGGAACAUUACCAGAUAUGCCGACUGCUCGUCCUAUACCAGCGUUAUGUCAGAUGUUUGUUGCUAACCGUGUUCUAUAA
Molecule: messenger RNA, 1629 nt
Organism: Rotaria socialis
Lineage: Eukaryota; Metazoa; Rotifera; Eurotatoria; Philodinida; Philodinidae
Source: the annotation of a GenBank genome assembly